AUGUCUAACAGCGUUGCUCCAGAGGCUGUAAUCCCUAUCGAGGCGACACUUAUGGCCUUGGCCAUAUUCUUGGCUUCUGGUCGACUGGUUCCCCGCCUUUUACAACGACAGUAUCCUACUGUUAGCGACAGUCUCCUGAUAGCGUCUAUCCUGGAUGCCAUCGGCCUUUUCGUCACCGACUACCUGACGUACAUAUGGGGUGGCAUGACGGAUGAUGCAGAGGCAUCGACAGCUCGUGUGAUUGCUCUCAAGAAAGUGCAAUUCGCCGGCAAUGCAUUCUACGACACUGGCAUCUACUGGCCAAAGUUGGCAAUUCUCGCGCUAUACUAUAGGCUCAUCCCUCCGACGAUGCCGUGGUUGCGAAAAGCACUUUACGCAGUGACCCUUUUCACUGCAAGUGCCAUGGUAUCAACAUUCUUUCUCGACACUUUCUGGUGCGGGCGCCAGGUUUCUUCGAAUUGGUCCCCUGAUGAGGCAGCCUGUAAUACCUUCAGCUCCAAAGAGGUUUUCAGGAUCGACUGGAGCCUUAAUAUCACCUCCGAUGUGUUCAUCUUCGCGUUGCCAUUCCCCCUACUUCGUUCACUACAGCUCCGGCGUCGCCAGAUCUGGGGUCUUGUAGCGACAUUCUCACUUGGUAUCGUCACGAUAGCAAUGAGUGUGCUUCGAUUCGCAACGAUAGAGGUCAUAUAUGCCUGGACCAACGUCUACGUCCUUUCCAUGACCGAAAUGGCCGUCGCCAUCAUGGUAGUCUCAUUGCCGUCGAUGAGAUCUUUCCUACGACGCGGCAGUCUCUUCUCCUCGAAUAAGAAAUCGCACUCUUCUGGGUCUCGCACAUAUGGACAUCAAACACCAGCAUCCGGGUCGCACAACUUUUUGCGUCCUUCCAGAAGAGGCAAGCACACCGCCCGCGUGCACACCGAUGAAGACUCGGGCAGCGAAGUAGAGCUGAACACCAUGUCAAGGAAAGAUGUCAUCUACGAGACGCGUCGCGUUAGCGUGCAGUUUUCAAAGUCGCCUGAUGAGGAACACGAGAUUUCUGCCAAGUACCCAUGA
Alternaria conjuncta is the source of this 1053-nucleotide messenger RNA. RefSeq lists its product as uncharacterized. The transcript has 4 exons. NCBI's taxonomy places the organism in Eukaryota, Fungi, Ascomycota, Dothideomycetes, Pleosporales, Pleosporaceae. The coding region runs from base 1 to 1053 and encodes 350 amino acids. The record is from RefSeq and is a predicted model, not a curated record.